Molecule: messenger RNA, 692 nt
Organism: Pelagomonas calceolata
Lineage: Eukaryota; Pelagophyceae; Pelagomonadales; Pelagomonadaceae
Source: the annotation of a GenBank genome assembly
AAACUACCUCUCCUUAGCCACCGCGUCGGCCACGAGCAGCCGCAGCCCGCGCACGUACUCGCUCGCCUCGGCAUCGCUCCGGGCAACCAAAUCAAGCGUCCGCCCGUCGGCCAUGUCAAGGACGAAGGCGCGCCCCGCAUGGCUCGGGUGCAGGCCCUUUCGCAGCGCCUCGGUGCCGCCGUGGGUGGGAUUCUUCGGGUCCGGCUCCAAGGCCGUCCGCACGCGCUUGAUGUCGGUCAAAGCGUAGACCUUGCGCGGCGUCAUGCGCGGCUGCGAUUUCUCGCCCGGCAUUGGGCGCCACGUGAACGUGCGCCGUGCGGCGUCGACGAGGGAGAAGACGCGGCGCUGCGACGCGCCGUUUCGUCCGAAUUUUAUGAGCCGCAGCCCGUUUGCGAAUUUCUGUUCGAAGUCUGCGCGCGCCGCCUGGUCGUCCAAGCGCGCGGGGCGCGGCAGCGGCGGCGCGGCUGGUGCCUCUGCCGGCACCUCAUCGUCCUUCGGCAGGCAGAUCUCCAGGAGCGGGCCGGGCAUGGAGUUGCCCAUGAUUUAUGCGUGUGAUCUUGAUUUUGCACCCGCCUUGGCUGCCCUAUCAUUUGCAAUCGAUCAAAUCUGUCGAGCUCGAAGCCGUGAGCGUCUAGACGCCCAGGCUCGCCGCCAAAAUGGAUUUAUUUGCCUCGCAAUCGAUAUCAAAGUUG